UUCUAGAUGAACGCAAGACUGUGCCAUGUAUUAUAUCGAUUGUUUUCUGGUAUCCCUAAUGCAAGGAAACGAUUUUAUGAGGAAGCACGGGUUGUAUUUAAGCCAAUGGAGGAAGUUUAUAACAUAUAUCUUGAUAAGCACAAUUUGGUUACACCGAAGCGGAAUCCAGUAAAGAUAUAUUCUGAAGCACUUGCUCUUGCUGUAGCUGAAGAAUGGAACAUGCAGAAGGAUGAGUUAAGGAUGGACUUAAUGCGGCUCACAGGCUUGAUUUUUACAGCUAUCGAUAAUCCGAUGUCAUUAAAAAAAUCUGACCUCUUGUCACAAGUGCUCCAGUUUCUGGACAAAGACACAGUCCUAUAUCGACUGGUGGAAAACAGUAAUUUACUAGAGCUAGAAGAGGCAAACUGGAAUCCAGUAGUCGAAUGGGUAAACUGGGAGUAUGGUUUGUCAGCGAAACCGAGUUAUUCACUGGUUGAAGAAGCUGUGAUCGACAAUAAUUCACGAGUUCGUUUGGCAAACCAGUUGUCAAAUUACAGUUUUCUACAAUUGAUCGGUUUACAAUAUGCUACUGAAGCGCUCAAAUCUGUAUUUCUUACCCUGGCAACCGUAUCCUCUCGUUUGCAUGUCAAUGAAGCCGUUGAACUGGCACUGUUAGAACAGAAAUACCAAAGUGAUAUCUGGGGAAAAGUUGAAUGGGCUCAUGAUAUCGAGCGAGAAGAACUGAUUUCACGGUUAUCAGUCGGUUCACUAUUAGUGCAUUUGGGUGACUUUGAACCACAAUACGAAAUGAAAUCUCAAAAAAAUGAAACUGUGGAAAAUGAUACAAAAGUGGUUUAAUUUUUUCAAUUUCUGCCGAAUUCAUUGAUUUGGAAUUUUUGAUCAAAUGUAGCUGUAAUAAUGC
Molecule: messenger RNA, 901 nt
Organism: Loa loa (African eye worm)
Lineage: Eukaryota; Metazoa; Nematoda; Chromadorea; Rhabditida; Onchocercidae
Exons: 6
Coding region: 7-837 (276 amino acids)
Biological process (GO): mitochondrial proton-transporting ATP synthase complex assembly
Cellular component (GO): mitochondrion
Source: RefSeq, a predicted model, not a curated record